GGGAGAGAGAGAGAAGAGCGGAGAGCGGAUGCAGCGCAGGUGAGAUUACGCGGACAAGGAUAGACACACACACAGGGAAGAGCGAGACACACGGACACACACACAGACACAAUCGCAAGAGAGUGUUCGGAGACACACACAGAUACUGAGAAACAAAAGCGCGGUCCACAAGGAGAGAGAGAGAGAGAGAGGAAGGGGAGGGGUGAGAAGCAGCUUCAGAGCGCAAAUAAAGGGGGAUGCGGAGAAGAACGGAGGAGAUGGGGAGAGAGACGCAGUCAACCGUCACAGCCGGCGAGAUCGGGAUGCGCUUGUGAGGAGUGGCAACGCGCCCCAUCGGCCCUCCUGCUCCUCUCACUCCACGAGGCACAGCGCACUGCUGAUGGAAGCGCCUCCCGCUGAGAGGCAGCUCAGAGGGACCCCUCUGGACUGGAAUCCCCUCGCCGUGCACGCUGGCCAGACGUCUGACAAGGCUCUUGUGGAUGCUCAUCGCUCUCCGAGCUGCUCCUGCUGCUGCUGCUGCUGCAAACCCCUCUGGGAGCCCUGCGAGAUUGAGAGAAAUCAGCUGCAGGCAGAACUCCCUCCUACUCCUCCUCCCCGUCGCAAUCACCUCUCUGCGUCACUCCCCUUGCAGGAAAUAAUGAAGGCAGGAUGUGAAUGAGUAGAACGAGUGAAGGUGGACGGUGACCAGACGCUGCUCCCCGACUCGGCAGCGCAAUCCAAACACCGGAGGAUUUUGCAGGCGUGGAGUGGACGUCAACUCGACAGUCCACCAGCCGCGAUCGCCCCCUGAUAGGAGGCCACGUGGUCACUUAUGGGAUUGAUCGACUGAAAAUAAGAAUAAGAAGGUAUCAAGACUGAAACAAGUUCGAGACUGAGCCGACAGUCGAGGAGUUCUGUGGCCGUCGCGAACGAGGAAUGGGACCGACGCUGGCAAGGACCCAACCCCUCGGGUCUGACCUCUCGUGAGCACGUCGAGGCUUGCAACGUCGUCCGUGGUGUCGGCGGCGGCUGCGGGGCUCGGCGAAGCUCGCAUCGCAGCUGGCCGGGGGGGCGCCGCUCUCGCUAUGACGGGUCGCCGAGCCCGUCGCCAACGCCGGCCUGGCGCCAUGGUCACCUAGAGUGGCGGAUGGCGCUCGGCGGCAGUUGUUUGGCCGGCGUGGCGCGGUGAGUGGCGUGGUCGGGCAUUGCGAGCCCUUUGCCGGCAUCGUGGCGUUCGGCGCGGUUGUGGGGCCAGUGGAGUAGUAAGUUGUAUGGUAAGCAGUGUGGGUGGCUUGGUAAGCUGCACGGAAAGCGGGUUGGUGAGCGGUACAAUAGUGUGAUGAGCGGCUAGUUGUGUGGCGGUAGGGCGAGCUACGCUUUUCUGAGUGGCUUGUGGCAAGUGGUGUGGUGAGUGGUGUGAUCAGCAGUUGUGGUGAGUGGGAGUAGGUGAGUGGUGCAGUGAGCAGUGUGGGAGUUAUGCCAAGGCCACGCCAGGCACGUGCAGUAGAGCAAGCUUUAUGUCCUCUUAUCCCAGAAGCCAUCCUGAUUCCCUCAGCCUACAACCCCCUCGCAUUUAUCUGAUUGCUCACGUGUUGGGGUUGUUUUUUUGAAGCCCUGUUUUGACAAUCUGUGAUGACUCAAGAGGUGAAAGGAGCACAGCUGCGGCGAUGCAAAUGAAAACCCACGAACAGCCAUUGCUCUCGCAGCUUCCACUGCACGCAUUAUAGGAAAAGGAGAUUUUAAAAUAAUUAUAAAAACUGCAAGCAAAGCAAGAUUGUUUUUUAAACCUUGCUCUGGUCAUGUGAGAAUUUUUUUUAAAUGACAUGUAAAUGGCAGCGAAAAUAUUACUUCUAUUAAAUCCAAACAUUACGACUUAACAGGAUCUGCCCACUGACUACUACAGAUUAGCACGGAUGGCUACAUACGGUCCGAAAGAAGUUCAACAUAUAUAAAUGCAAGUUAAUAAUUGAUUUAGGAAUGAUAUUUUUGGCUGGGAACUGGUGGAAGAAAUUCAAAAGGCUGCCAGGCAUCGCAUCUUUCUGGUUAUGCACAUUGGAGGCCUCUGUCGCCGUUCUGCCACUGACGAGCUGUGGAUGUGAAACUUGACUUUGCUGGAUAAGCAGUAUACGAACUUAGCUCGGUGGAGAAAAAAGUUUAGAUUUUUGUAACAAAAAGAUUACUCACCCUUACUUGACAGGGCAAUAAUAAUAGUAUUAUGUUUUUUCGAAACGUUCUUGAAAAGUUGCUUGAUGGUGGCGUUGUCGGUGGAUUGAUUUGUCGCCGUUGUCCCACUAUGCUGCAACAGCAUGGAUGCUAAUCAUAAGGUGGCUGAAAUUGGAAAUGCAGCAAAUACAAAUUGCCCACAAACGUGGAUUGGUUCGAUCACAGGUUAUUACAUAUUGUGAAAUAAUAACUGUCAUUAUUAUCGCAGUCGGAAUUGUGAGUCUGUUCAUUUGGGGGUGGGGGGCGAACAAACAACCCAAAACACUGGCUGCUCCCAUGCGAUUCUAAAUCUAUAAAAGUGAGGAGUAAGGAAAUGCGCUGUCUCUAGCACAGUGGUGUGAAGAGCGAUCUUCCCCUUCAAGGUGUCUCAUCUCCAUCCCGCGUACGCACGCUUGGAAAACCCAUAAAAGCAAACCUUCAGAAAUUUCUCAACUUUUUUUUUGUCUCGGUUGCGAUAGCCAUCAUUAUCACCUGGGUCAUAACUACGAACCUAUUACCAGCGUCCCAGACGGAUUGAACGGGCAGCCUCAUGGCGGCCACGAUGGUGCCGUCGCCGGUCAGCCCGUGGCUGUGCCGCGGGCCAGACCUCCGGCGCAUGGUCGCGCUGCUCCUCGUGUUCAGCGUGCUCUCGCUGGCGCUGCUGGCGUACUACGUGUCGAGCGGCGGCAAGGCGACGCCCGUGUCGCCCAGCCCGCCGGCGCUUCGCCAAGUGGCCGCUCGCGGCUCCCCGGUGGCGCCGGGGGCCGGCGGGGACGAGUGGGCGACCGCGGCGCGCAGCGCUGACGCCUGGGGGAGGAUGGAGUUGCGGCCGUUGAGGCCCUGCCUGGUCGCCACGUCCGCGGAGCAAGAGGACGACGACGAGGAGGAGGAGGAGCGGGAAAGAGGGGGGCAGGAGCAGGAGAAAGACGGGGACCCGGACGUGGAAAGCGUCACGGCGAAGCACGCGGGAGAUGGGGAAAAGAAGGGAGAGGGGAGCAGGGAGAGCAGAGCGCGGACGGAGGGCAGAGAUGGGGACGAGGUGAGGAGGCACCCGAGAGAUGGGGAGAACAGCGCGGAGCAGAGGGAGGCGUACCGGGUGGUGACGGGCAAGGCGAAGCUGCGGGGGAGAAGCCCAAGCCUCCCGACUCCCUCCCAGGUCCCCGAGCGGCCCGCUGUGCCAAGGGGAGUGCAGCAUCACCCGGCUGGGCCAUCUCCACUGCAGCUGCAGCAGGACGGCGCGGUGUGGCGCACAGAGCCCGUUGUGCUGCUCUUCCUGGAGAGCCACUACUCGCCCGCCGGGCAGGAGAUCGUCGCCGUGCUGGAGGCCGGACGCUUCCGCUACCAGGCUGAGACAGCGGCCACGGGCCUCAAGGGCGACCUGCCGACGCUCACGAGGAGGGACGGUGCCGGGCGCUUUGCGGCUGUCGUGUUUGAGAACGUGCACCGCUACGCCGCCAUGGACGCGUGGAACCGUGAGCUGCUCGACCGCUACUGCCUCGAAUUCGCCGUCGGCAUCGUAGCCUUCCUCAGGGCUGGGGAGGGCGGCACUUCCGGGCUGCAGCAGCUCAAGGGCUUCCCCCUGCUGCUCCGAGCCGGCGCCUCGCUGCGCGAUGGCGUCGUGAGUGUCGACGCUCCGCUGCUGAGGCUGGCGCGGGGCGGCGCCGCCGAGAGGGGAGCGCUCCCCGGGGCCGACUGGAGCCUGUUCUACCCCCAGCCUGGGAGCGCGGCCGGCAACUCGAGCGCCGCGUUCCGGCCGCUGCUGCUCGCGCACAGCAACAGAGACGCACGAAACCCAGACGGUGCCAGUGAGGAUGGCACCGGGAGGCACGCGGCCGCCGUCUACGGCACCGGCACAGCUGACGACGGCGCCGUGCGCCGCGUCUUCUUCGGGAACGGCGUCUCCUUCUGGCUGCACAAGCUGCUCUUCCUGGACGCACUGGCGUGGUGCUCACCAGGGCCGGCGGCCUCCGGCGGUGCCACGGCGCGGACGGCGCGACGCCUUGCGCUCCCGCUCGACCGCUACAUCCUCGUGGACGUGGACGACAUCUUCGUCGGGAAGGAGGGGACUCGCAUGACGCCCGCCGACGUGGAGGCGAUGCUGGGCAUGCAAGGUCGGCUUCGUGACCUCGUGCCAAACUUCACCUUCAACCUCGGAUUUUCGGGAAAGUUCUUCCACACAGGCACGGUGGAGGAGGACCGCGGCGAUGACCUCCUGCUCAAGCACCGGCAUGACUUCUGGUGGUUCCCACACAUGUGGAGCCACAUGCAGCCGCACCUCUUCCACAACGAGAGCGCCCUCGCCGAGCAGAUGAUGCUCAACCGACAGUUCGCCAUCGAGCACGGCAUCCCGACAGACAUGGGCUACGCUGUCUCGCCACACCACUCGGGGGUCUACCCGGCGCACGAGCCGCUGUACGCCGCAUGGCGCCGCGUGUGGGCCGUGCGCGUCACCAGCACUGAGGAGUACCCGCACCUCAAGCCUGCACGCAAGCGCCGUGGAUUCAUCCACAACCACAUCAUGGUGCUGCCCCGGCAGACUUGCGGUCUCUUCACGCACACCAUCUUCUAUAAGGAGUACCCGGGCGGGCCGGGCGAGCUCGACCGCAGCAUUCGCGGAGGGGAGCUGUUCCUCACUCUGCUGCUGAACCCUGUGAGCAUAUUCAUGACGCACCUGUCCAACUAUGGUAAUGACCGGCUGGGCCUCUACACCUUCGAGAGCCUUCUCAACUUCGUGCGCUGCUGGACGCACCUCCGGCUACAGACGCUGCCGCCCGUGCGUCUCGCCGAGAAGUACUUCCAGAUCUUCCCCGAGGACCGCGAGCCCCUCUGGCAGAAUCCGUGCGAAGACAAGCGACACAGGGAUAUCUGGUCAAGAGAGAAGACUUGCGAUCGGCUUCCCACAUUCCUCAUCCUGGGCCCGCAAAAGACAGGCACCACGGCGCUGCACUCGUUCCUGACGCUGCACCCGGCCGUUGCCCCCAGCCUGCCUAGUCCCACCACCUUCGAGGAGGUGCAGUUCUUCAACGGCAAUAACUACCACCAUGGCCUCGACUGGUACAUGGCUCACUUUCCAGCCAUGGCAAACGCCAGCACGGUGCAGCUGUUUGACAAGAGCGCCAACUACUUUGACUCGGAGGCCGCCCCUCGACGCGCUCACGCCCUGCUGCCCGGCGCUCGUCUCAUCGCCAUCGUGAUCAACCCGGCCGAGCGGGCCUACUCCUGGUUCCAGCACCAGCGCGUGCACGGCGACGUGGCGGCGCUGAACCACUCGUUUGUGGAGGUGGUGUCUGCCGGGCCCGACUCGCCCUUCCCUCUGCGCGUCCUGCAGGGGCGCUGCCUGCAGCCCGGCCUCUACAGCAGCCAUGCCGACAAGUGGCUCUCCCUCUACCCACCUGGGCAGCUGCUGAUCGUCGACGGACAGCAGUUUCGGAGCAACCCGGCCGUGGUGCUCGACUCCGUGCAGCGCUUCCUGGGGCUCUCCCCGCACUUCAACUUUGCCAACGCCCUCACGUUUGACGAGCACAAGGGGUUCUGGUGUGUCGCGGGUGUGGCGAGCGUGGCGAGCGAGGGAGGUGGGAAACCCAAGUGCCUGGGCAAGAGCAAGGGAAGGAAGUACCCCGACAUGGAGCCACAGGCACGGGAAUUCUUAGCCGAGUACUACCGGGAGCACAAUGUGGAGCUGUCCAAGGUGCUGAACCGCCUCGGGCAGCCGUUGCCGCUGUGGCUUCGCGAGGAGCUCUUCACCACGCGGCCUCGCUGACGACUGCCAAGCUCCGCCAUGCUGCUACGAGGUUCCACCAACGUGUCGUGUAGUGCAUUACCUUCGGGCUACCAAGAUGCGUUCAAUCACCGGUUACCCCGCAGGAUGAGCUACGAUUCCUCCCAUUGCUUUCUUCCCUUUGCCAGACUAACCAUAGCCCUGGCUCGAACGCUUCACAAGCAAGCUGAGAGAGUACAUUGUGUAUGCACUUGCAAUGCCGUGAUGGGACUCGGAGUUGUUUUUAUUUCCAGAGCCAGAAGUCCCCAGUCCUCCUCCUCUCUCUUCUCUCCCGAACUCCUGCAUCAUUGAACAUCAACAACAGCGCGAGCCUCUUGCUUGUUAAAAAAAAAAGGUGAAAUGAAUUAACACGUUCAAAAGAAGGUGAUGAUGCAGACGUUUUUAAAAAAAUGGCUUGUGUUUUCGAAAGUGUUGUCUAAUUUGAUUCAGAGCCCUUAAGAAGAAUGUCGCUUACCUGUACAAACUUGUUAUGAAAAAUCAACUACAAAAGAAUUACAAGCAAGCAGCUAUAAAUCAGGAGCAUAAAUAAGACAACGACAGUGAAAUCUGUGGGGUAGAUUAGGUUGGUGUAUGGACUUCUGUGGAAGCUGGCUAUACCAUUUGUAAAGUACGAUGUGAUUCCUUACCAAAAAUUGAUCUCUGAAGAUGUAUGAAGAGCGAGGACUUGACCUGGACUCGUGUUGGAGUGAUCUUCACCCUAUUAAAGGUGAUAAGGGUGGACUCGCUUUUCGGUGGUUCGGGGUCGUUGAGCCACUGGAAUUUACCCCAAGAGUUUGGUAUGCGAGGCACAAAUGGCACAAACGGACAACACGACAUUGAGGCAGCUGUUGCCUGUGAGCUGGCAGCCGUGUUACCAGUGGUGAUUCUAGGUCACGGUAAACGAUGGGCACCGAAUUGGGGCACCGCUUAACAAGGAGGGAGGGGACACCCAUACCCAGGCCCUCACUUGCUGUAGAACUCCAUACAUGGGGUGAAACGAUAAGACCUCAGCUCGGGGGUCAGGCAGUGUCAGCUGUGCACCACUGAUGUGUGAUCUCGCCGAAGGAAGGAGAGCAAUGGGAAGCUGUGAGUGGCAUCCGUGACAUGGAGACAUGAUAACUUGUGUAACUUAAACUUGGGUGUCUCCCGAGCCAUCCUAAUGAGUUGCCUCCCAUAGAAUCACCACUGAGUUGUUACACUCCUGUCCGAGACGAUCUCUGCUCCUGCGCUCGGUGAUCGUUGUCAUUGCGCGGUGUGGCCGCUGAUCGUUGUAUGUUUACACGUGAUUAUACUCGCCGCGCUUGUUAUUAUUUAUUAACUUAUUUAUGUUUUAACCAACUCGAUUAAUUUUGCGAACCGAACAAAUGGAACUUGUGUGUUUUAACGUGUAUACAAAUUGACAGUGGCUCCGUGAAAAUUCUAAUCAGACGUGCGUGUGUGUGUACUAACAGAUCCAGUCUGCGCCGAUAAUCUUAUAAACAUCUGCUUGUCUUACUCGAAGCCUAAGUUUUAUUAGGCCGUGUUAAACUGCAGUUACCGUGAACAUAAAUUCAACUUAAAGAGCGGGGUAUGUGGAGCAUUUGGGUCCAGAGCUAUGGGAUGAAUGUCCUGCUUGCUGGCACCAGCGGAAAGUGCCGCUGCUUUGAAUAGCGCCGCUACCACCAAUAAUCAGUUUCGGGAUUCAAAGCAUUUGAUAAUGGGCCGUGAUAAUGGGCAUGACAUAAACCAUGUGUGGGUACAAAGGACAACAUUGGGUGGGGUUAGGGAUGGGGCAACAGAUUGGCUCUGGAACUGAAUUUCAGAGUUGCAGAAAAUCUAGCUUACAGAGCUCUGUGGGUAAUGCAUGACAUGACUCAGGCUUAGGCCAUAUUCACCGCCAUCUGCAGUAAGCUUAUAAUGGCCUCUCAGUGGAUUUCGGCAGGCGAGGUGUGACGUCACAUGCAGCUCUACGUCGUUAGUGUUAGGGACACUCUGGGGCAGCAUGGGGAAGAUGCCGAGUGAGUGUGAUGAGACAUUUCAGGGCUUUCAUUUGUUCUCGUUUGAGUGGCACUCCCCUUCUGUCUUACUGUGUCUUUGUCUCUUUCAAAACCUGCACCUUUGCUACCCUGAUGACAUCUAGGUAUGGUUAUAUAUGUAUGCUAAUAUGCGUGAGUGUGUGUUUGUAUGUAUAUGUCCGGGGAGUGGUGGCACAGUGAUUAACGCAUUGUGUUGUAAACCUGGCCACCCAAGUUCAAUUCCGCUCACGACCAAUAACAGUGGCGAAUAUCUGAACUCGUUCUAGGCCUCCUCAAAUUUGACUCAGCCUUAAAUGAAUAUAUGGAGACAAAAGUGGCCGUGCGUGUCGUUGGCUACCGGCUACCACAGGUGAACGCUAACAGCACUUUUUUGGGGAUAUUUGUAUGUGUGCAUAUGUAUGGUAUGGGAAGCAGUGGCUUGCGAACUGCACUACAAAUCCAGCAAACCCGAGUUCUAUUGCCGGCUGCUUCUGACUUCAGUGGUUAUUAUCUGAAUCGGUCUUGGACCACCUUUACGUUGACGCAGCCUCAAAUGAGCACCUGCUGUGGUUUGUAAAUAUCAGCACUGGGAAGAAAAGGGUGGCUGGGUGUGGUGCUGGCUAUCAGCUUUUGUCCCAAACGGCCUGUAUGGAUGUAUAUGGGGAUGUUUGUAUGUAUGGUGGGAGCAGUGAGCAGGGCUAUCAGACUGGGCGAUUUUGCACACAGGUGUGCAUUGUUUUCUGCUGUUGUGAAAUGUUAGAACAUAUUUGUGCUCGUUUUCUGGCUCCACUUUAGAAAAUUUGGCAUUUUUGGGAUCUUCAGACCAUAGCUUUAGGAACUUAAACCAAUCAUGGCAGCCCGGACAGCAGAGCGGUGAGUUCGUGCCCUGCUCUGUGCACCCUCUGCCCGACCCAGCAAUGGCUAAAUCAUUACUACACGUGUCCAUCUGAGGCCAAGUCUAAUCGCAGUUUUAAAUACCUGCCCUUUAAGUUUAAUCGUCGGUCAGCUUGUUACACAUACUCCCUGUGCGUGUACAAGUAUUUGUUUUUAUUUCGUACAAAUGUGCAAAUCGGCGGCGCGCUCUGACCAAACGUUCGAUGUCUUGACUCGACCAGAGGGAACGGAGGUGAAUUUAUGGAAGCGAUGUUUGCUAAUCUUGGGUUUUACGUGCAAGCCUGUGUCGAGCCUCUCAGCCAUUCACAUUGAAUGAGACGCAGAUAGCCCGACGAUUGUAAAUGUGUGCUAAUGGAAACCUCGCUUGUGUUGAUUGUGAUAUACACUGUGUUCAUGUUGGAAUUAAAUUACAGCUGUGCGAACAA
Molecule: messenger RNA, 9251 nt
Organism: Lethenteron reissneri (Far Eastern brook lamprey)
Lineage: Eukaryota; Metazoa; Chordata; Hyperoartia; Petromyzontiformes; Petromyzontidae
Product: bifunctional heparan sulfate N-deacetylase/N-sulfotransferase 2-like
Cellular component (GO): Golgi apparatus
Molecular function (GO): heparan sulfate N-sulfotransferase activity; deacetylase activity; hydrolase activity
Source: RefSeq, a predicted model, not a curated record